Molecule: messenger RNA, 3490 nt
Organism: Chionomys nivalis (European snow vole)
Lineage: Eukaryota; Metazoa; Chordata; Mammalia; Rodentia; Cricetidae
Gene: Naif1
Product: nuclear apoptosis inducing factor 1
Exons: 2
Coding region: 181-1164 (327 amino acids)
Cellular component (GO): nucleus
Source: RefSeq, a predicted model, not a curated record
CGCACUUUGCGUAGCGAGGGGGAUUACUUAAGGCCUGGUGCUUGGCCUCAAGCAAGCCCUGCCUGUCCCCCUUUUUGGGGGUGGGGGCUGGGCGAGAGGCGAGGCUGGAAAAGAAGAGAAGGGAAAUUGGGGUUGUUAAGGGCAUUAUAAUUUCUUUAAGAAGUGAGGCUAGGAGAGGCCAUGGCUGUUCCAGCCAAGAAGAGGAAGAUGAACUUUUCAGAGCGGGAGGUGGAGAUCAUCGUGGAAGAACUAGAGCUGAAGAAGCACCUGCUGGUGAACCACUUCAAUGCUGGGGUCCCUCUGGCUGCCAAGAGUGCAGCCUGGCAUGGCAUCCUGCGAAGAGUCAACGCUGUGGCCACCUGCCGUAGGGAGCUGCCCGAAGUCAAGAAGAAGUGGUCCGACCUCAAGACCGAAGUCCGCCGCAAAGUGGCCCAAGUCCGAGCUGCUGUAGAAGGUGGCGAGGCCCCAGGGCCCACAGAAGAGGAUGGAGCUGGUGGACCUGGGACAGGCGGUGGCAGUGGUGGCAGUGGCGCAGCCAUAGCUCCAGUACUGCUGACCCCUAUGCAACAGCGCAUCUGCAACUUGCUGGGUGAGGCCACCAUCAUCAGCCUGCCCAGUACCACAGAGAUCCAUCCCGUGGCCCUCGGAUCUACGGCCACGGCAGCUGCAGCCACGGUCACCCUGACACAGAUCCCCACUGAGGCCACCUUUCACACCCUGGAGGAGGGAGUGGUGGAGUACUGCUCAGCCGAGCCUCCUCAGCCCCUGCCGACCGAAGCCCCCGUGGAGAUGAUAACUCAGCAAGCAGACGCAUCUGUCAAACCGCAGGCACUUAAGAGCCGCAUCGCCCUCAAUUCGGCCAAGCUCAUCCAGGAACAGCGGGUCACCAACCUCCACAUAAAGGAGAUCGCCCAGCACCUGGAGCAGCAGAAUGACCUGCUGCAGAUGAUCCGGCGUUCCCAGGAGGUACAGGCCUGCGCCCAGGAGCGGCAGGCCCAGGCCAUGGAGGGCACCCAGGCGGCCCUGAGUGUCCUCAUCCAGGUUCUCCGGCCCAUGAUUAAAGAUUUCCGACGCUACCUGCAGAGUAACACACCCACCCCGGCCCCAGUCCCUGACCCUGGACAGGUGGCCCAGAAUGGGCAGCCAGACAGCAUCCUCCAGUGAGGGCAGAAGUCAAGCCAGCGCUCUGCCGUGAUUGUAAGUGGUUUCUGUGAGUGGCUUCAAGUGGACCAUGUGGCUAGCUCCCUCUUGGAUAGAUAUUUGGGGCUUAUUGGUCUGAGAAAUGAAGGGGACUGGGAAAAGGAAAUUGCUGGGCUUCGGGAUCCAGUGGAGCUGCCUUGUUUAAAUCUGGGAGAUUUAGCUGGGAUUGUGUGUGCUGGCGAUGUCAUGGUCUAAGGCUUGAGACAUCACCCAGACUCCAUCCAGAACAACUUUAUUUUUUAUUUUUAUUUUUUUUUGAUUUUCGAGACAGGGUUUCUCUGUAGUUUUUGGUGCCUGUCCUGGAACUAGCUCAUGUAGACCAGGCUGGCCUCGAACUCACAAAGAUCCUCUUGCCUCUGCUUCCCGAGUGCUGGGAUUAAAGGCGUGCGCCACCACUGCCCUGCCGUCCAGAACAACUUUAAAGACAAACUGGUUCUCACUGGGGCCGUUUCACGCAUGGCACAGGAUCUUCAAUGGGCUGGGCUGCCCCACCUCAGGUACGCCACCUUUUCUAGUGCCAUCCUGCCGGUGGCACUGCCAGAAAUGCAAUAACGCCCACAGAAGAAUGUCUCCCAGCGCCACCGGGAAACCCCAGCCCUUUCUUCCUCCCACCGUGCCUCCAUUCUCAGGGGAUGCUCCUUACUGCUGUGUGCCACCACCAUCCUGGCACAGCCCAGCUCUUGGAAAUGCCCCAAGACACAUGCAGCUAGCCUGGCUCAGGAAUGCUGUGUGUGGUGGGGAUGGGUUGGCCACUCUCUUGUCUUCCAUGACGCCUCUGGGUAGCUGUUAUAUAGUUUGCCCCAACCCAGACUUUGACCCAGGUGGGCUUCAGGUGCUGUCAGUUAGAAGGCGAACCCUGUGGACUCCUGAUUCCUGCUGCAGUGCACUUGAGGCGAACUGCUAAUUUUGACUUUGUUUUAGUAUUAGUUUUUUAGAGAGCUCACGUCUAGCCAGUCGUAUUUAUUCUAUAGCCGAACCCCUUCUGGGAGGGCUCCAGGUUCUGUGGCCACCCUGUUUCCUCUCUGCUGGACCACACAUCUGAAAGACAGUGCGCAUUAGAGCCCUGCUCAGCAGUGUUCCCCGCCCCUGCUCUGUUACUCGUGCCUGGGGCAUUGUCAAUGCCCCCCGACUGGCAGACUGAAUCCAAAGCAAGGACUGUCCUUGAAUGUAAGAGGUGAGAGGGGAGGGGUGAGAGAGAAAGUGGGGUGCUUUUAAUUCUGUGCUAAAGCAGGACAUAGUCUCAGAGGGCUGAAGGGCUUGUCUGUCUUUCCACCUUCUCUCUGAGGCAUUUACAAAAACUUCAGCCAGGCAGGCAUUGUCUGUUUCGCUUUCAGACUUGCUGUUGAGUGCUGAGCCCUCAUUCUCCCCACAUCUCCAUCCCAUUGGCCAUUUUGCUGCCAUAACUGCGUCACCCAUGACCAGUGGCUACAACAGAGUUCCAGGUCUUAGCCAAGCCACCCUUCCAGGCGUGCACACACAGGGAUACUUGGUGCCAUGCUUGUAGUCCCAGGAAGAGAUCCCCUGGAGACAGGAGGUGGCUACAUGCUGUCCCGUUCUCCAAGGAGGCCUGUGUAAUGCCAUCCACAGAGAGGGGAACGAGGUGGGACCCCUCACCCUGUGGAGCCUGUUGGGCCCAGCAGGGUUGCUGCAGGGACUUCCUAAAGAUUUGUGACCCAGUUUGGCUCUUCUUUGGGGUUGGAAAUCUGAGCCAAUCUUGUAUCUGUUCCAUUUGUGUGUAAAGAGGAAGCCUAGAUUACGUAAGCUAACUUGGUCUUUCCAGGUCACAACAUUAAAUUAAAGAAAUAUCAUUUUUUAUACACUUCUCUGUGUCUUUAUUAAUCACACAUGGAAAUAAACUAUGACCUCCAGCCUAAAUCUGGCCCACCACCUACUUUUUGUUCAUUUUGUUUUGUUUUUGUGUUUUUGAGACAGGGUCUCACUGUGUCUCCCUGGCUGGCCUUCUGAUAGCUAAAAAUAUGUUUUAAGUUUAAAUUACUGUGCUUAAGAGGCCUAUAAAACAAAAAUGCCUCUAAUCUGUAAGCCCCACUUCCCCAAGGACGUAACUUCCUGGAACACCGGGGGCUGUUGUUCGUGGAGGAUAACCCCGUGUUUUUGCUUCUGUGAACAAACUUGGUUGGCCCCUACUGCCCAGGAUGUGUUUGAUCACACAUGGAUGGGAGGUACGCAGGCAGGAAGUAUGUAUGUAGUCAGGAUGUAUGCUUGCCCCUGAUUGGACGAAGGUGGGAAGUACAUAGCCUUGCGGGUUGUGCCUUUCUAAGCCCCUGUCUAA